AUGGAGGUAUGCACGGGAGAGCGAGAGAUAGUAGAGGUUAGGAGGGAGGACUACAGAUCAAGCUCAGCUGAUAGAGAAGAAAAAGCAGACAAGAAGAGACAGAAAGGCUGCAUAAGAAAAGACAGUCCCUCAGCCGGCAAGACUCCCGCUGAACCGCCAACCAGGAAGAUACCUCUACGAGAAAGACUCUUUGGGAAACCGGUGGAUAAGAAGAAGCAGCAAGACCGGGUUUCAAAAGACAGUCCCUCAACAACCAAGACUGCCACUGAAAAGCCAAUCAGUGAGAAACCUGGUGACUCCACUGAUAUUCCAGCAACUUUAACAAGAGCAGCUGAAGAAAAGAAAAAGGGAUAUAAGAAGAAGCUACAAGAGCAGAUCCCAAAAGACAGUCCCUCAACCACCAAGACUGCCACUGAACAGCCAAUCAGUGAGAAACCUACAGAUGAACAUCUAUUAAAGAAACCGGUGGAAACGAAGAAUGUUUUGAAUUCAGAUGGAGAACCAAGCUCCAUCUCAAGUGCGUUAAAUAUCAGUGAAGGAGACCUGAUCCCCUCCCCCACAACACAUUACGUUGCACAAAAAUACCUUGGCAACGGCGCAUAUGGAAUGGUCACCCAAUGCAGGAAUGUGACCACCGGUGAGACGGUGGCUCUAAAAAUCAUCGAAAGCCUCUGGGACAUUGACUAUGCACAAGUAGAGGAGGUCAUCCUUCAAAACAUGAAGAAGCUCAGCUCAGACAGGUUCAACAUCGUCCGAUUUUACGAGUCCUUCUUCUACAAGGAACAUUACUGUCUUGUGUUUGAGCUCCUGGAUAUGGAUCUGCAGAAAUUCAAACAGAUCAGCCCGGGUCAACACCUUCAGCUGAAGCAGAUUCGCCCCAUUCUGCAGCAGCUAGCUACAGCCUUGGACUUUUUGAACAUCGCAGGGAUCAUUCAUGCAGAUUUGAAGCCAGAUAACAUCAUGCUGGUGGAUCAUGUCAGGCAGCCACUCAAGGGCUCCUGA
Molecule: messenger RNA, 1002 nt
Organism: Platichthys flesus (European flounder)
Lineage: Eukaryota; Metazoa; Chordata; Actinopteri; Pleuronectiformes; Pleuronectidae
Product: homeodomain-interacting protein kinase 1-like
Exons: 7
Coding region: 1-1002 (333 amino acids)
Biological process (GO): peptidyl-threonine phosphorylation; peptidyl-serine phosphorylation
Cellular component (GO): cytoplasm; nucleus
Molecular function (GO): protein tyrosine kinase activity; protein serine/threonine kinase activity; ATP binding
Source: RefSeq, a predicted model, not a curated record